Cyprinodon tularosa is the source of this 2465-nucleotide messenger RNA. Its product is annotated as 6-phosphofructo-2-kinase/fructose-2,6-bisphosphatase. The record is from RefSeq and is a predicted model, not a curated record. Gene Ontology annotation, molecular function: 6-phosphofructo-2-kinase activity; fructose-2,6-bisphosphate 2-phosphatase activity; ATP binding. The coding region runs from base 241 to 1587 and encodes 448 amino acids. Gene Ontology annotation, cellular component: 6-phosphofructo-2-kinase/fructose-2,6-biphosphatase complex; cytosol. NCBI's taxonomy places the organism in Eukaryota, Metazoa, Chordata, Actinopteri, Cyprinodontiformes, Cyprinodontidae. Gene Ontology annotation, biological process: fructose metabolic process; fructose 2,6-bisphosphate metabolic process. The transcript has 14 exons.
GAACUGGGCGGACAGCUGCAGGAACCAAGCGGAGGAGGAGAUGGUGGUAGGAUAGUCACUCAGCAGGACAGCACUGCUUCCGUGGCAGGGGAGGGGGCGGGUCCACUGUCUGUAUACAUGCUUAGUGCACACAUGGUCUCAUAACAGACGGCGCGCACACGCUAAGCUUUUAGGAAGGGGGCCAGCAGAGCCGAGGGUCUGCAGGACGGAACCCGAACCCAGGAGAGCGGACCGGGAAGGAUGCUCCGUUUCCAGCGCCCACACGCUUCGGUUCCCCAGUUUACCAAUUCCCCCACCGUGAUUGUGAUGGUCGGGCUGCCAGCUCGGGGGAAAACCUACAUUUCCAAGAAGCUGACUAGGUACCUGAACUGGAUCGGGGUCACAACCAAAGUAUUUAAUGUGGGACAGUACAGAAGAGAAGCCACACAAUCCUACAACAGCUAUGAAUUCUUUAAACCCGACAACUUAGAGGCCAUGACGAUACGCAAUGCCUGUGUAAAUACGGCCCUAAAAGAUGUAUGUGACUACCUGAACAGGGACCGGGGCCAGGUUGCGGUUCUUGAUGCCACUAACACUACUCCAGACAGAAGAGAGGUCAUCCUCAAUUUUGGCAAAGAAAAUGGUUACAAAGUGUUCUUUGUGGAGUCAAUAUGUGAUGAUCCUGAAAUCAUUGCUGAGAACAUUAAACAAGUGAAGUUGACGAGCCCAGACUAUGUAGGCUGUGAUAAAGAAGAAGCUCUUGCAGACUUCCUCAAAAGGAUUGAAUGUUACCAGAUGACCUACGUUCCCCUGGAUGACAACAAGGACAGGAGGUUAUCUUACAUUAAAAUCUUUAAUGUAGGCAGCAGAUACCUGGUGAACCGGGUCCAGGACCACAUUCAAAGCAGAAUAGUCUACUACCUCAUGAAUAUUCACGUGACACCGAGGUCCAUCUACUUGUCUCGUCACGGGGAGAGCGAACUCAACCUCGUGGGCCGGAUCGGGGGGGACUCCGGGCUUUCCCAACGAGGGGCAAAGUUUGCCAGUGCUUUGGGUACAUACAUGCGUGGGCAGUGCAUCAGUGACCUCAAGGUUUGGACGAGCCACAUGAAGAGAACCAUCCAGACUGCAGAGGCCCUGGGAGUCCAAUAUGAACAAUGGAAAGCCCUCAACGAAAUAGAUGCUGGAGUUUGUGAGGAAAUGACUUAUGAGGAAAUUCAGGAACACUACCCUGAAGAGUUCGCACUGAGGGAUCAGGACAAGUAUCGAUACCGUUACCCUAAGGGAGAGUCUUAUGAGGACCUCGUCCAGCGUCUGGAACCGGUCAUCAUGGAGCUGGAGAGGCAGGAAAACGUUUUGGUCAUCUGCCACCAGGCUGUGAUGAGAUGUCUGCUGGCUUACUUCCUGGACAAGAGCGCAAUCGAGCUGCCAUAUCUGAAAUGUCCUCUGCACACCGUUCUGAAACUCACCCCAGUGGCCUACGGGUGUAAAGUUGAGUCUGUCUUUCUCAACAUCGAAGCUGUGAACACACACAGAGACCGGCCAGAGAACGUGGAUGUGGACAGAGACCCAGAGGAGGCGCUGGAGACGGUCCCUGAGCACAUCUAGAGGACAUCUCACCUCAGCCUUCAUUCUCUUCAGAGAACAUAUCUUAUUUUUAAUUUAACUAAUUCAGAUUUUUAGAAAAUCGAAAGCUUAAUGACAAAGAAAAGUUUCUUCGAUGGCAUCUUAAUUCCAUUGUUGGUGCACUUUAUAUGGUCCAGGCUGGGGUGGUCUGUGACAAAAACUGUUUUAAAUGUGAAAAACUGACUAGAUGACCUGCAUGGCUGCUCAACUGUUGGUAAACUGUUUUACACUUCAUCACUUCACCCUGUGCUGUUGUAUUAACUUUUGUGAUUUUCACUUAGGAAGCAAUAAGAGUCGAGGUAAGCCAUGGUGUCACGUUUAACUGUUUAGUGUUAGAUUUGAAACUGUUGUUAAAGAACUGCCUGUUCUGUUAUCAAACUUCCCAGCAGAGCCUGAGAUCAAUGCUUCAGUUUUCCUUAGAUUAACGAGGUUAAAGCACUGGUUCUCAAUCCCAUCCCUCAGGACUCGCUGACCUGCAUCUUUUAGGUGUCGCCCAGCUGCCCCACAUCUGACCUAAACAAAUGGAUCAUUAACAUAUUUCUGCAGCACUUAAAGGCAUGCUGAGGAGCCAUUUCAGUGGUACUCAGCUCCAGUCCUGAAGGGCUACUAUCCUGCAGCUUAGGAUGGGGAUGGAGGGUUGGAGUCUGUUGUUUGACAGCUAGAAGGUUGUAAGUUUAAAGCUUCUUUCCAGAGUCCUAAUGCCAGCGUUUCUCUCUAUUUGGAUGCUGAGUCGAUCUGUUAUCAGGCCUCAGUCACAUACUAAGUAUCUGAUGACUUUGAUCAUUAAAUCUUUGUUACAACUAGUUCAGUUCAAGGAUACCAGGGGCGAAGUCUACAGUAGCCUAGAAGGAACAGAUGAC